Cladophialophora immunda is the source of this 3283-nucleotide messenger RNA. RefSeq lists its product as uncharacterized. The coding region runs from base 445 to 2982 and encodes 845 amino acids. NCBI's taxonomy places the organism in Eukaryota, Fungi, Ascomycota, Eurotiomycetes, Chaetothyriales, Herpotrichiellaceae. The record is from RefSeq and is a predicted model, not a curated record. Gene Ontology annotation, molecular function: protein binding. The transcript is spliced from 3 exons.
CUCCAUAUUCCAUCAUCAUCCGCAGGUUAUAACUAAACUUCCGCAGGUGCACAGACAAAGCCCGGCUUCGGUUGACGCGGCCAACCAGGCCAGAUUCGCACUGCUCCUUUACCUUCUCAGUCCCUCCAAGACAUGUCUACAAAGAGGACCAGGCCUCCGAAAUUGUACUCCAUUGAUCUACUUCCUUCUGACCCCCACCCUGUGCCCUAGGAAUCCAACGUUCACCCUGACUGCGUAAGCACCAGGGCAAUCUCCUGAACACGCAGAAGAACAUAUCAUCAUCCCUCCCCUUCCUUUGCGGGAGCGGGACGGAUCAAGAUCUCUUACCUCUCAAGAAAAUAAUCUGAAAGCUCCCAGGUGCUCAGAGAGAUCAGGCACCUCGGAGCUGGGGUUCAGCUGAAAUACGAAACACUGAGCAUCCAAGAUCAGCCUCCGAUCGCCACGAUGAGUUACCAUACGGGGGCCACUUUUGUCCCUGGGGGAGAUGAUAGCUACUACAUGCCAGAAAUCAUCCAGCCAACCCCUAACAGAGUACAUGAGUUGCCAACCAACAUACAACAAAAUGUGGCUCAGAUGGAGCAAGCUGCCUCAAAUCCGAACUCAGCGAAUUCUGCCUACUCAGGAUCAGUCUACUCUCCCCAGUCCGCCGAAUAUAUGCAAGGGGGCAUGCAAACUUGGGCGCCGUCGCAAGCCUCAAAUAGGACCGCGCAAGGGUAUGAUCAGAGGGCGCCCCCGGAUAACCAAACCCAAUCAUACCACCAAGAUAACCAUUUCCCGCCGAGAACGACCUCGAUGGCUCCGACAGAACAGCCAAACUUUUCUCCAUUUCCUAUGCUUCGCAACCCUCCUCCCAACAUCCCCCCAACCGAUGAACAGAAAGAGGCUACACUGGAAGCCGCAAGGGCUGCUGUGCUCAGCUGCAACGACCCAGACACCCAGCUGACGUGGGCACAAGACACGUUAUCAUAUGUGGAGGUGUGUCAGCAGAAUGAGGAAAGAAUUGCCCUGGCACAAGCACCCAGAACAAGGACACCUCGAAUUGAGCACGUUCUGAGAGAAGAUGCAAUCAAAAUUGUCAACUUUCUUGCCGAUCAACAUCACCCCAGAGCUGAGUUUAUGAGGGGCAUGUGGCUUGAAUUUGGUAAAUUCGGGCACAGGGUCGACAAGAAGGAAGCAUUUUAUUGCUAUACGAGAGCUGCUGAAAAAGGAUAUGUUCGCGCGGAUUACCGCAUUGGCAUGCAGUUCGAGUCCUCCAAUGACGCAUUGAAGGCAAUCAGAUACUAUCAGAAGGGUGCGGACGCUGGAGACUCAGCCGCGUGCUACAGGCUCGGAAUGAUGACACUCCUUGGCCAGCACGGACAAGCGCAGAACUUCGAACGCGGCCUCAACCUCAUCUAUAUGUCGGCCCAGACGGCAGAUGAAAAUGCACCGCAGGGAGCUUAUGUUUUCGGCAUGCUCCAAGCACAGCAAAUGCCUCAAAUCCAGAUUCCGGAUCAGUUUUUGCCCAGAGAUAUUGCCGGGGCCAAGGUGAACAUCGAAAAGGCCGCGUACCUCGGAUUUGCUAAGGCUCAAGUGAAAAUGGGAUCAGCAUAUGAGCUUUGCGAGCUGGGCUGCUCUUUUGAUCCCGCUUUGUCCUUGCACUACAAUGUCCUGGCGGCGAGGCAAGGGGAGCCGGAAGCAGAAUUGGCAAUAAGCAAGUGGUUUCUUUGUGGCCAUGAAGGCCUUUUCGAGAAGAAUGAGGAGAUCGCCUUUACGUAUGCGCAGCGAGCAGCGCUUUCUGGAUUUCCGACAGCUCAAUUUGCUCUAGGUUACUACUAUGAGGUCGGCAUUUAUGUCCCAGUCAACUUUGAGCAGGCCAAAGAGUGGUAUCGAAAGGCAUCACAAAGCGGCAAUCAAGAUGCUACAGGAAGGAUCGAUGCUAUCUCUAGGUCAAAGACUUUGUCACGCAAGGACCAUGAGAGUGUCGCUCUCAAAAAGAUACGACAGCAGCGUGGCUCGAUGAUCGGAGGAGCCGACGUACCUCCCGUUCCUGCGAUGCCAACAUUGACGGAAGAGACGGACUCUCAACAGCUCGAAAUGCCCGAUCCUUCUCGGUUGUCGCUAAACAAUCAGAGACCCCCUUCAGCAAGGCCUGGCAGUACAGCACCCUACCCCACUGGACCUCCGAAUAUGCCAUCUGUGAACCAAGGCCCGGAUUUCCGACCCCCAUCCGCCUUUGGCAUAAAUCCGAAUCUUCGACCGACCUCAGCCGCGGCCAUGGGAGCUCCAAGGCCCGAUCCGUACGGAUCGCCCCCUUCUAACAUGGCUCCCCAGCAGCGCCCUUAUUCCAACCCUGGAGGGGCCAGUUAUCCAGGCCCUGGCUACGGUCGUGGAGGGCGCAUGCCGUCAGGAGGACCGCCACCACCACCACCUCAAGGCCAAGGGAUUCCUACCAUUCGCCCACCAUCAAGACCCAACAGCUCCUCACCUUACCUCGGACCGGGUCCCCAGCCAGGAGGCCAGUCGCCACCCGCAAGGAUUGACAUUGGAUUUUCUGCUCCGCUCGAACCAGAGAGAAUGUCUCGGCCUCAGCAGCAGCAAAAUGGAUCUCCUAUGCCGAACCCUAACAAUCCUCCACGUGGAUCUCCAAGACUUCAGCAAGGUCCUCCAGGACAGCAGGGUCUCCCAUCGCAAAGCCGUCCAGGUCCACCGAACUCCCGGCCUGGACCCGGACCGGCCCAGAAUGUUGGUGGCUACGGUGGCAUGCCUAAUCCCAACGUCCGACCUCCUCCCAACAACAAAAUGCAAGUUCCGCCGAACGUCAGGCCUGCGAAUCUCCCUCCUUCGAAGCCUGACGCCAACGCACCCGCUGGCGGCGCACCACCCUCGAAACCGAGUUCUGUUCCAGCGACCGCGGCUCGGCCUCCUGGAAAGGGACCCAAGACAUUCGAUGAGAUGGGCGUUCCGCAGGGGAAGGAUAAGAGUGAAUGUGCUGUUAUGUAACGUGUUUACAGUGAUUGAAGUGUGUUAUGUAUGAUACCCCGGAUAUGAUAGCGUUUAAGUGAUUUAUUUCAACGUCCAGACUAUUACGUGGUUGAGCACGGCGCGGUAUAAAGAUGCGCGUCAACACCGGAAUGGACUGGCAAAACAUUGAUUAUUUGGAUAGCAAAAAACCGAUGCAUGAUGCCGAGCAGGCGAAAUUGAGAGAAGUGGCGGCCCUUUCUAUCGCGGCUUUUGCUGAAUGCCAUUUUCUACCUAUUCCAUCUACUGAGUCUGCAGCCAGUAUCAUUUCCACCUGGAUCAA